Molecule: messenger RNA, 801 nt
Organism: Punica granatum (pomegranate)
Lineage: Eukaryota; Viridiplantae; Streptophyta; Magnoliopsida; Myrtales; Lythraceae
Source: RefSeq, a predicted model, not a curated record
GCCAAAGAUAAAAAAAAAAAAAGGAACUCCUCCUGAUUAGACGUCGAAAAGAGUACAGAGAGUGGAGGAGGGGUGGCGGCAAAGAUAAUGGAGUCUAGCUCGAAGGGAGAUGGUGGCGAGGCCGGCGGCGGAAGCGGAGGUGGAGGUGGAGGGGCAGGAUACAACGACAGCAACGUAAAGAAGGCCAAGCUGUACUCCACGCUGGCGGCUCUGCUGAGCGAUCCCAUACUCGCCGACGUCCCCAAGAACCCCGCCCUAUCAGACGUCGACACCCUCAUCAGCCUCGAGCUCGGCAGCGCCAUGCGCCUCUCCAUCCUCAGAUUGGACGGCUCCACCUUCGAUGUGGUGGUCAUGAAUUCUGCGACGGUUAAGGACUUGAAGCUCGCCAUCAAGAAGAAAGUGAACGAUACAGAGCAGUCCGAUAUGGGUCAUCGUCAAAUCUCAUGGAAGCAUGUCUGGGCAAACUUUUGCCUUUCAUACCAGAACCAGAAGCUGCUGGACGACAGCUCUCCACUUCAAGAUUUUGGAAUUCGUCAUAAUUCCCAGGUGCAUUUUAUUCCCUCUGUUACGGCAAAGAACUCUGGAAGACAUUCCAAGAGGAAGAAGCACCGUUUCUUCCAUGGCCUGAGCAAGCGGUUAUGAACAUUUAUUUGUUUCUCUAUGGGAUCUUGUAGUACGUACCUAUCUUUGAUGCAGUUAUGAUAUAUUACACGGAACGAGCACCUUCGAAUAUCUAUAGCAUGUCGCCUAGAUUCUGUUUGGAAUUACAACAAAAGUGAAUUGUUCAAGCAACUCCACUCC